Messenger RNA from Loxodonta africana (African savanna elephant), 2525 nucleotides. It is a transcript of the gene CASP7, whose product is annotated as caspase 7. The transcript is spliced from 8 exons. NCBI's taxonomy places the organism in Eukaryota, Metazoa, Chordata, Mammalia, Proboscidea, Elephantidae. Gene Ontology annotation, cellular component: cytoplasm. The record is from RefSeq and is a predicted model, not a curated record. The coding region runs from base 153 to 1109 and encodes 318 amino acids. Gene Ontology annotation, biological process: apoptotic process; positive regulation of neuron apoptotic process; execution phase of apoptosis.
GCUUCGCCCAAAACUGGCUGUGUGGCAAGGUUGGAACCUGAGAAGGCUAAGCUGGCAUCCUCGCGCCCACGAGGGCAAAUUUCCAAGUGGAAGCAACGUCUGGGAGCCGGGAAGACCUCAGCAGAUCCCACGGCUGGCCGGAGGGGGCGAAGAUGGCAGAUGAUCAGAGCUGUAUGGUGGAGCAGGGAGCCGGGGAUUCAGCAGAUAAAGAUGUGAUCGAUGCCAAGCCAGACCGGUCCUCGAUUGUCCAGAGACUCUUCAAGUGUCUGACUCUAUUCGUGUGUCAAAUGACCUACUCGCCACUUCUCAGUAAGAAGACAAAAAAUGGCUCUACACCGUCGAUCAAAACCCAGGACCAAGAGAGUGUGUCUGCAUAUCGGUACAACAUGAAUUUCAAGAAGGUGGGCAAAUGCAUCAUAAUAAACAACAAGAACUUUGAUCAAGUGACAGGUAUGGGCACCCGGACUGGAACGGACAAAGAUGCCGAGGCCCUUUUCAAGUGCUUCCGAAGUCUGGGCUUUGAGGUGACCAUCUACAACGACUGCUCUCGUAGCAAGAUGCAGAACCUGCUUCAACAAGCUUCGGAAGAGGACCAUUCAAACUCAGCCUGCUUUGCCUGCAUCCUGUUAAGCCACGGAGAGGAAAAUUUAAUUUAUGGAACAGAUGGAUUAACACCAAUAAAGGAUUUGACAGCCUGCUUUAGGGGUGAUAGAUGCAAAACGCUUCUAGAGAAACCCAAACUCUUCUUCAUUCAGGCUUGCCGUGGAUCAGAGUUGGAUGAUGGGAUCCAGGCUGACUCAGGGAGUGUCAGUGACACAGAUGCUAAUCCCCGACACAAGAUUCCAGUUGAAGCUGACUUUCUCUUCGCUUAUUCCACAGUUCCAGGCUAUUACUCGUGGAGGAACCCAGGAAGAGGCUCCUGGUUUGUGCAGGCCCUCUGUUCCGUCCUGAACGAGCACGGGAAACACCUGGAGAUCAUGCAGCUCCUCACCAGAGUGAACAACAGGGUGGCCAGGGACUUUGAGUCCCAGUCUAAUGACCCGCACUUUCAUGAGAAGAAGCAGAUCCCAAGUGUGGUCUCAAUGCUCACCAAAGAACUCUACUUCUGAAAAAUAACCAUCUCAUGGGCGUGCUCUGGCCAAGAAGCUAUGCAUCAUUUAUUGAUGAAUCGGUUUUUUUUUUUUUUUUUUUUGAGGCUCUUGAAAUAUCCAAAAGUUCUAAGGGAUUUUAAUUUCAGGAAAAUUUAUUGAUUCAACAGAGAAGAAACUUUCUGCUAUUGCCUUGUUUCUCUGACUUUCCAGAGACUCAUUUUUUACAAUGUUACUCAUUUGAUGACUGCAGUUUCCUCUUAAGAUUAGUUUCUGUUUGUAUUCCUUCUACCUCGUUAUCACACUUAGUCCAUACAACAAAAAUGACCUCCUGAGUUGACUCCUGGUUGUGUCUGUCGUGAUCAGUGGUGACACUGGUAGAAAAUCAGAUUGAUAUUUGCACCUGGCAGAAAGAAUCCCAGUACUUGACAAAAAACAGCUGAGAGGAUAUUCAUUCACCUGUAUUGCAGGAAAUGGGUAUUGAGUGUGGUUUGAGUGGUUUUUUUUUUUUUUUAAAUUGGCUCAGGGCAAAUCCUCAGGCAAAAAUGCCCUGAUAACUUAGAGAAAAAAAAUACUUAAUAAUUCCAUAUGUAUCAGUCAGGAUCAAGUCAAGAAAACAGAAACCAUUCUCAGUGUUUCGACAGAGGGAAUUUCAUACAGGAAAUUGAUUUACAUAGAGGAAAAAAGAACAGCUAAACAACAGGAAGCUGUUACCAUGCCUGUGUCUAUCAGGAUAAUGGGAGGAGAUAUGGUUUCCCAGAGUUGAGAAGCUGGGGCCGUCCACAGGAGCUAGCACCUUGAUGGAGGUUUCCCAGUGGGCGACAGAACCCAGGAGGAAGUGUGGAAAAUGGGCCCAUGACAGGGACAAAGCCACUGCCUGUGAUGAAGCCAGUCCUAAAGCCAAAUCAGACAUGGAGAGAUACCCUGGUUUCACCCUUUUUGCCCUCUGGUCACCCACCAGUGCCAUACCAUCCUAUUCCUACCUGGAAGCCAGCUGGCAUGAGGCCUGGGAAAUGCAAUUUCCUGUGGUACAGAGCAGAGCAAGGGAUAAUGAGGCAGCGGAGGAGCAAUAACUAGAUGUAAGCCUUGCAUAUAAUGUGAAUAUAAUCACUUUCCCUGAUGUUCAGCAAUUCAUCCAUGCAAUGGUUUUAUUCAUUGAGUUUUUGGAUAUCUAUGUAUUUCCCACGUUGUGCAAAAUAAUCUGCUUUAGCUUUAAAACAGACUUGGAAAUUUUUAUGUUGUAUCAGGCCUUAUUCUGGGUAAAUUUUUGUUACUUCUAAUUCUGUUAAGUGGGUAAGAGUUCAUGGCAAAGAUUCUUGUACGUUGUUUCCAAGGUGGUGGUAUCUUUUGAAUUCUUGGAUAAAUUUUAUUCUGCCUAAUUGGUUAAUAAGCAGGUGUUCAUAUUUAUUGAUUAAAAUAUGGUUGCUUGAUUCUUAA